Oenanthe melanoleuca is the source of this 2987-nucleotide messenger RNA. RefSeq names its product motilin receptor (gene MLNR). The transcript is spliced from 2 exons. The record is from RefSeq and is a predicted model, not a curated record. NCBI's taxonomy places the organism in Eukaryota, Metazoa, Chordata, Aves, Passeriformes, Muscicapidae. The coding region runs from base 1 to 1080 and encodes 359 amino acids. Gene Ontology annotation, biological process: G protein-coupled receptor signaling pathway. Gene Ontology annotation, cellular component: plasma membrane. Gene Ontology annotation, molecular function: G protein-coupled peptide receptor activity.
AUGCGGCGCGGCGGGAACGGCAGCGAGGGCGAGCCCGAGUGGCCGUGGCCGUGGCCGCCCUGCGACGAGCGGCUGUGCCUGGCGCUGCCCAUGUGGGUGCUCGUUCCCAUCACCGCCGUCUGCCUCGGGCUUUUCGUGCUCGGCGUGGCGGGCAAUGUCCUCACGGUGCUGGUCAUCCGCAGCUACCGCGACAUGAAGACCACCACCAACCUCUACCUGGGCAGCAUGGCCGUCUCGGACCUGCUCAUCCUCAUGGGGCUGCCCUUCGACCUCUACCGCCUCUGGCGCUCCCGGCCCUGGAUCUUCGGGCAGCUGCUGUGCCGCCUCUCGCACUACCUCAGCGAGGGCUGCACCUACUGCACCAUCCUCCACAUCACCGCCCUCACCGUGGAGCGCUACCUCGCCAUCUGCUUCCCCCUCAAGGCCAAGGUGGUGGUCACCAAGCGCCGGGUGAAAGCCACCAUCGGCGUCCUUUGGGCCUUUGCCUUGCUCUCCGCCAGCCCCUUCUUCUUCCUGGUCGGCGUGGAGCAGCCCGAGAACCAGACGGACUUCAGCCGCGAGUGCAAGCCCACCCCGCAGGCGCUGCAGUCCGGCCUGCUGGCCACCAUGUUCUGGGUCACCACCUGCUACUUCGUGCUGCCCGUCACCUGCCUCAGCGUCCUCUACGGCUUCAUCGGCCGCGAGCUGUGGCGGAGCAACUCCCGCCUGCGGGGCCCCAGCUCGCUCCUCCGGGAGAAGGGGCACCGCCAGACCAUCCGCAUCUUGGCUGUGGUGGUUCUGGCCUUUGUAAUUUGCUGGUUGCCUUUCCACAUUGGCAGGAUCAUAUUUAUAAACACCCGGGACAUAAGGACGAUGUUGUUCUCCCAGUACUUUAAUAUAUUCGCCCUGCAGCUUUUCUACCUGAGCGCAUCCAUCAACCCUGUCCUCUACAACCUCGUUUCGAAGAAGUACAGGGCAGCAGCCUGCAAGCUGCUGCUGCCACGCCGAGCUGCAGAAAGGGCCUUCACGGUGACAAAAGACGCUGGGGGCUACACAGAGACCAGCGCCAGCACGAGGAACGAGUACACCACCAGCUUCUGAGAUGCACCCCGCACUCCUUCAGGCAUUCUUGCCUAAGGAAGGGAACUUCCUUCUCAUGGCAAAGUCACAAAAGGAUGGACAUUUGUUAGGGAAUGAGGUAUUUUGUAACUGUCUGUGUUUUGGGAUACCUGUAUUUUUGGUAACAGAGCAAGCAGGCACCGUGAAGUAAGGAGAAUGAUGUGCAAUAUUUGAAAGAUGAGAAGUCAAUAGGAAAAGCUGGAGUAAAUUGCCAGUAAAACAAUGGGUUUACUUUAUUACAUAUUGUUCAUUGCACAUGGUCUGUGCCAUUUCUAGUAUUUUCUGAAAAUCGUAACACCAAGGUCUGCAAAGGAGCACUUUUUGGGAGCUGUAAUGGGUGAAACUCCAGAUAGCCUCCACCAUUUUAAAGCACUUUCCUUAUAAACAAGAUUUUACAAAACACAGUCUCGUAAGGAGAUGGGUGCAAAAAGAUCAUACACCAACCUGAACAGCCAUUGAGAAGAACCAAAAGAGCUGUAUGUUUUUAGUACCUGGUCUUGUAAUCAUGAAGGGGACUUUUCUGGGCAGUUUCACUAAAUUCCCUUAGGAAAGCAUCUGCUGCACACAGCAGUCUCUGGGCUUAAUCCUUUUGGCCUGACCCACAGGAUCAAAUAAGGUCUUUUAUUUACAUGUUAGCAACGAAUCCUCUGUUGUAGAACUUGAGAUAACCCAGAUCACUGCCUUAGGAUAGAUGAGCAGUGUUUAGUAAAUGGUAGUGAUGUGUCUCCACUGCGUCACAUUGUGCAUUGUGUGUGCAAACAAUAAACCAAGUUAACCCACCUUGACACAAACAAGACCCAUCACUGAAUGUGCUGGACUAUGCCCAGGACUUCAUGCUGUAUAACGCUGCACUGCAAGUCAAAAACCAACUUCACUAAUCCUGCUCUAAAAGAUUUUAAUUGGAAACUUCAACUGUACAAUUUAGGAAGGAGGCUAGUUGUGAGGAAAAGCUAGAAGAAGCUGUGCCGUGUUUUCUCUGGAGGAUCAUUGGCUGUGUGCAUUUUACUUGUUACUUUAUUGGCUCUAGUGGUGUAAAUCUGGACCAAAAUGGAUGACGUGGGACUGCGCUUACAGGAGCAUCACUGAUGCUAUAUCCAUGCUUGCUGUUGGUUCCCUGUUAACUUAUUCUCCUUUCAGGCAGUUGUAGAGAGUGAUACUGUCCCCUCUGAGCCCCCUUUUAUAUAGGCUGAACACCCCCAUCUCCCUCAGCCACUCCUGAGUUGUGCUGCAGACCCUUCACCAGCUCUGCUGCCCUUCUCUGGACACACUCCAGCACCUCAAUGUCCUUCUUGAAGUGAGUGGCCCAGAACCAAACACUGGGAUUUGAGGUGCAGCUUCACCAGUGCUGAGUACAGGGGCACAAUCCCUGCCCUGAUCCUUCUGGCCACAUUGUUGCUGAUACAGGCCAGGAUGCCAUUGGCCUUCUCAGCCACCUGGGCACACUCUGGCUCAUGUGCAGCUGCUGUUGACCAGCACCCCCAGGUCAUUUUCUGCUGGGCCAUUUUGCAGCCUGUAGCGCUGCCUGGGGUUGUUGUGGCCAAAGUGCAGGACCCAGCACUUGGCCUUAUUGAGCCUCAUACAACUGUCCUCAGCCCAUCAAUCCAGCCUGUCCAGAUCAAUUCAACAGAAUUCAACAGCUAGCUCAGAGAUCUCAGAGCAGCAGAGUUGAACAAACCCAAGUCCUCUCCAAGUUUUAAAAAUAUGACCAGUUCUCCGUUAAGGAGUCUGCAACUCUGAGUCACUGAAUAAAAUCUAAAAAAUUCUAAAGACAGAAAGAAAUCUUUAAUCUCACUGCAUACACAUAAAGUUUUCUUUUUCUGUCAGCUUCAUGCUGGUGUAGAGCAACUGUCUGCAAGGCUUGGGUUAGAUUGCUUUUGCAGGGGGUUGUC